Messenger RNA from Mesitornis unicolor (brown roatelo), 568 nucleotides. RefSeq names its product constitutive coactivator of PPAR-gamma-like protein 1. Gene Ontology annotation, cellular component: nucleus. The annotation marks the transcript as partial. The record is from RefSeq and is a predicted model, not a curated record. The transcript has 4 exons. NCBI's taxonomy places the organism in Eukaryota, Metazoa, Chordata, Aves, Mesitornithiformes, Mesitornithidae.
CUUCCACUAUAGGUUGCACAGAGCAUUGAGGAUCAUCAUCAAGAAGUAAUUGCUUUCUGCAGAGAAAAAGGUUUCCAUGGCUUGGUUGCAUAUGACUCCGAUUAUGCAUUGUGCAACAUCCCUUACUAUUUCAGUGCCCAUGCCCUAAAACUGAGCCGUAAUGGGAAAAGUCUCACAACAAGCCAAUACCUAAUGCAUGAAGUUGCCAAGCAACUGGACCUGAAUCCAAAUCGCUUUCCUAUUUUUGCUGCUCUUUUAGGUAAUCAUAUUCUACCUGAUGAAGAUUUGGCUUCCUUUCAUUGGAGUUUACUUGGUCCAGAACAUCCACUAGCUUCACUUAAGGUACGUGCUCACCAGUUAGUUUUACCACCUUGUGACGUAGUGAUCAAAGCUGUAGCUGACUACGUCCGUAAUAUUCAGGACACCACUGAUUUGGAUGCCAUAGCAAAAGAUGUUUUUCAACAUUCACAGUCUAGAACAGAUGACAAAGUCACUCGAUUUAAGAGAGCAGUUGCUUAUUACUCAGCAACUAAUAAACCUAUGCCAUUUCAUCCACCACAUUACCUAG